Molecule: messenger RNA, 5052 nt
Organism: Gregarina niphandrodes
Lineage: Eukaryota; Apicomplexa; Conoidasida; Eugregarinorida; Gregarinidae
Product: 6-phosphofructokinase
Exons: 2
Coding region: 1-5052 (1683 amino acids)
Biological process (GO): fructose 6-phosphate metabolic process; response to glucose; glycolytic process
Cellular component (GO): cytosol
Molecular function (GO): ATP binding; 6-phosphofructokinase activity; diphosphate-fructose-6-phosphate 1-phosphotransferase activity
Source: RefSeq, a predicted model, not a curated record
AUGGACUCGAAUAUCACCGGCAACGGCACCAGCGGUAGUGGCCCUACUGGCAGUGGUUCUCGGACGGUGGAGCCUAAGCGGACCGAUGCGGCUGACUCGGGUCCAGGGCCGGAGGGUCAAGGUACUCCUGGGACACCUGGGGACGGAAAGCGGUCGGGUUCCCGACGUGGUCGCGGCGGCGGUUAUCGCGGGCGUGGGGGUCGCUACUUCCGUCGACCGGGCGGACGGGCUGGCGCGACGGGAAACACUCAAGGUAGUGUGGGCGUCGAAGAGACUGUCGGUUCAGAUGCCAGUUCGGGUGGCACCGGCGCUCCUGGGUCCACUCCCAGUCCUGCCACGGCGCUGGGGACGGGCGCUGCCGGAGAGGAGGGGCGUAAGACGAGUCGUGUGUCCCAGUCGUCGUCUGGAGGAGGACCGAAGCACCGAACGCCCAAGGCGGAAUGGCGACGGCCUGGAACGAAACCAGGUGCUGAGGGGAAGACACUAAAGCCGGGUGCGGAGGGGGGGAAGACGCACCGAAGACAGAAUUCGAAAAAUAGCGAGAGCACGCCUAGUCAGUUACGCGGAAAAGAGCGUGCAUUAAAUCGACGCGGUAUGUUCGUCGGAAGUGACUAUGCCGAUCGACGCCAUUUCAGCAUCAUCCAGGAGGAUCCUGCUGCACUCGAGAAGGUGCGUGCAGAGGUCGGAGACGUCCGCGGCAAAGCGACCAAGACAAUCUCUGACGAGCUACCCGCCAGCCACAGACGACAUCCCGGUCGCUAUAGCCACGAUGGUCGUUACAGCCACGAGAGCGGACGUUAUGCGGACGUUGGACGAUAUAGUCACGAAGGCGGUCGAUAUCCGGACGCCGCGAUGUACCACUCGAGCGGGAGUUUAGGCAGCGCGACGGGGCGGUCUGCGCUGGACGCGGCUUACCCGGGACGGCGGCGUCGUGUGCACCUGCAGUCUGCGGACCUCUUCGAGUUCUUUUCGCCCGUGCAGAAGGACCGAAUGAACAUGGUGCCGACGCGGCCGCGAGCAUUUUUGGGCCGUCGCACACGUGUGUGCGAGACGAGUAUCGACGGCCUGGUGCAGCAGGACGCUGCGGAUUUGGCGGCGCACUUUCCGAACAUUUACGGACAGCCGGUUUUGGAGAUCCAGGAGACCUCCAGUCCGCUGAGCACGCCGCCGACAGGUACGGCCGUGGCGAGUCCAGGAGGUUCCGCCAGUCCUCGGAGCGCAACUGUGGACAUGGACGCGGCCGCGGCGCAUCGUACACGGAGCGAUUUGGAAAGUCCGUUGACGAUUGGGUUAGUACUGUCAGGUGGGCCGGCACCGGGUGGACACAAUGUCAUAGCUGGUGUGUAUGACUACAUCAAGACUUUAAAUCCUGACUCACGAUUGAUUGGCUUCAAGGGAGGUUUAGAUGGUUUAUUCCGGAGUGAGUACAUUGAGAUUUAUGAUGAGCUGAUGAACCGGUUCCGUAAUACGGGUGGAUUUGACAUGAUCUGGUCUGGUCGUGGGAAGAUAACGGAUGCGGAGAAGCCGGCGGUGAAGGAGUUGGUGGUAGAAUUAGGUUUGCAGGGUUUGAUAGUUGUGGGUGGUGAUGGUAGUAACAGUAAUGCUGCGUUGCUGGCUGAGUAUGUUGGCGCAACACAGUUGCCGUGUAGCGUGAUAGGUGUGCCCAAGACCAUAGAUGGUGACUUGAAGAACGCUGCCGUUGAAUGCUCAUUCGGCUUCGAUACGGCUGCGAAGACUUACUCGGAGUCAAUAGGUAACCUAUGUGUAGACUGCAGUGUCGGGCAGGGAGUCUGGCACUUCGUACGUGUCAUGGGACGCUCGGCAAGUCACCUGGUGUUGGAAUGCGCGAUGCAAACACGACCCAACUUAGUGUUCAUCGGAGAGGAAGUUGAACGCAACCAUACCAGUCUGAAACAAAUAGUGACGGAGAUCGCAGACCUGAUUGAAAAAAGAUGGGCCCAAGGUAAACCUUACGGUGUCGUUCUCGUACCCGAAGGACUUGUUGGUUUCAUUCCUGAGGUUAAACAAUUAAUCUCGGACUUGGGCAAAGUUGACCCUAGCAAAAUGAAGCCACCUUCACCCCCCCUUCUCACCACCGGUACCGGUACCGGUACCGGUACUGGUACCGGUACUGGUAUCGGUAGUGGUGUCGGUAGUGGUAGCAGUCCCCGUGCUCAGAGGCUACAAGUUCAGGAUGCGGAAGGUCCUAGUCCGCUGGUCCCGGGUAUUUCGAGUAGCAGUCCGGCAGUGGUGUCUUCAAAGGAGAGAAUUCCAUCGAUGGCAGCCGUGGCGGUAGGAGGGAGGUCUGGGGCAGGUGGUGCACCAGUGUUAGCAGCUACGACGACAGUGGACGGAGCAAGUUUGGGAUUAGAAGGCGAGUCGUGUGCAUUAUGGGAUUUUCUGCCGGGUACAAUUAGAGAGCAAUUGAUGAACGAUCGAGAGGCUACGGGCUAUAUUCAGGAGGCUAAGAUAGCAACGGAGCGUUUGUUAAUAUUGAGUGUUGAAGAUGUAUUACGACAACGAGGUUUUCCUGUUAAGAUGUGGAAUCGAAUGCAUCAUUAUUUUGGUUAUGAAGGACGUUGUGCAAUGCCAUCAAAUUUCGAUGCUAAUUACUGUUAUGCGUUGGGUAUGACAGCGGCUUGUUUAGUUCACAAGAGUAAGAAUGGUUACAUGGCAGUGGUUAAGAAUUUGAAUGAGCAUGCAACACAUUGGCAACCGAUAGGAGUACCGUUUACUAAGCUGAUGAAAAUGCUUGAUCUACCCAUGGGUCGUAUACCGGGAAUUAUUCGUCAAUUGGUUGACCUUGAUUCUAAGUCCUUUCAAGUAUUUAGUUCUGUUAGAGAAGAAUGGAAGCAUGGAGAUUUCUAUAGGUGUCCAGGUCCGAUACAGUUUGUUGGGCCGGUAGCUGAUAUUAGUAACUAUGUUGUAUGUCCUCCUGAUGUGGAUGAUUUACUGGCAGGUAAAGGUGAUAAGUUCCGGGCAUUACGUCUUAAAGGUCGUGCGGUAACACCUAAGCGUCUAGGUUGUUAUAGUUUGUUACAACGUGAACGUCUUCAAUUUCUACCACAGACACCACCAGCAUGUCAAUCACUUAAUUGUUUGUUCCAACGAGGGAUUCAACAUACACCUAAGGACCCUUACAUACGACGACAGAUUCUAAUUUAUUGUCACUCACUUUGUAGUAACAAUGAGUUCUACCUUCAGGAAAUUAAACCUGGUCCUACUGGUCUUCAGGAUACCUCAGAUUUAGGGAUCAGUAACAUUCCCGAUACUCAAAAUACUACUGGUAGCAAACAUCGACGGUCUAUUAAUGGUGCCGCGAUAGCACCACUUACGGUCGGAGUUGUUUUCCUAUCGCGUCAAGCACCUGGUAUGCAAAACAUACUAUGGGGCGCAUAUGUUCGUUCGCGUAUCAACGGUGGUAGAUGUCUAGGCUUCAAAGGUGUAGAAGGAUUAUUGAGUAAGGAUUAUAUCGAAAUUAGUGAGACGGAUUUGGAAUUAUUCAAGAAUCAAGGUGGUACAGAUUUAUUAGGACGUGCUAUCGAACACGUGUUAAUGGUACCUGAAAAACGUGAGAUAGUAUUACGUAUAGUAACUGAAUUAGAUCUUGAUGGAUUAAUAUUAGUAGGAUCAUCAUUAGCUAUGACUGAAGCAAGUUAUCUGGCUGAAUUCCUAUUGAAUAGUAAUGCUAAAUGUAAAGUUAUUGGUGUACCGGCUACUGCUUCAAACAAUCUAGGUCAUGAUCUUAUAGAAUCAAAUAUAGGCUUCGAUACAGCUAGCAAGUUAUAUUCAUCACUUAUUGGUAAUGUAUUAACUGAUGCUGCAUCAAUGCCUAAGUACUGGCAUUUCGUACGUCUUAUGGGUCGUCAGCCAUCAAAUGAAGUAUUGGAAUGCGCUCUUCAAACACAUCCGAAUAUAGUCAUAGUAGCUGAGGAGUAUGGAGCUGCACAAAAAACAUUACAACAGGUUGUACAGGAUAUAGCAGAUGUUGUUGUUAAACGUACAGAAACCGAGGGUCAAUGUCGUAACUUUGGUGCUGUUAUCAUUCCCGAUGGACUUUGGCAUCACUUACCUACAUUCCGAUUGAUGCUUUCCGACGUCGAUCGAGUUAUAUCAGACGCUGUUCGUGAGGGAACCGAUAAGGAAGCUAAAGAAGAAUUGUUAUGUGACCUACCAGGUGUCUGGACAGAGGCAUUACCACCUUGGUCCCUAGCUGUCUGGCGUAGUCUACCACGCUACAUUAGAGAAGAGUUCUUAACAAGUGAUUCUGAGCUAAGACUCAGUUUUGUUGAAACUGAAAUGCUCCUUUCUGAAAUGGUUUCUGCAGAGCUUAAACAACGUAAACAACGAGGUGAAUAUAAAGGACUCUUCCAAUGCGUCUGUCAUUAUUUCGGCUAUCAGGGAAGAUCUGCAAUGCCAAGUGUGUUUGAUGCUACUCUUGGCUUUGUACAUGGUCAUCUAGCUGUUAUGUGUCUUGAGGCAAAUCUCACCGGUCACCUUACCACAAUUCGAGGUCUUUGUGAAAAAGUUGAAAAUUGGAAAUUAGGAGCCGUUCCAUUUAACUGUCUAUUAACACUAGUUCCUACACAACAAGAUGCAUCACUCCAUCCUCAAUUACUCGAUCGAAAGGAAUCAGAUAUGCCCGUUAUGCCUAAUGCUGAGAUUAAUCUAAAUGGUAAAGCAUUUCGCUGGCUAAAAAUCGCUAGACCCAGCUGGGAAAUGCAAGAUCGAUUCUGUAAUCCUGGACCUAUCCAAUUCUGGGGCACCCCCUCCACCUUCUACCAUCGAAUUCUACAUGAAGAACAAUCAGAGUAUAGCCGAAUGCUCCGACACACACAAAAAUACGCACAAAUGGUCAAAGACGCCUGCGACUUUGGAGUCGAAGAGGACUUCUUAAAAUUUGCGUUCACAUCACUUCAUGGACUAUUAUUCUUACGACAUCAUCAAGACUCUUUAGUGGAGGACAUCGGUCGGAUUCGGCCAAGGCAUUAUGAUGAUAUUCGCGAUGAUGAUUCCACAUCAAGUGAUGCGGAGCAUGGCGUGAUGUUUUAA